Messenger RNA from Penicillium nucicola, 1866 nucleotides. RefSeq names its product putative MFS transporter. Gene Ontology annotation, molecular function: transmembrane transporter activity. The transcript is spliced from 2 exons. The coding region runs from base 1 to 1866 and encodes 621 amino acids. The record is from RefSeq and is a predicted model, not a curated record. Gene Ontology annotation, biological process: transmembrane transport. Lineage: Eukaryota; Fungi; Ascomycota; Eurotiomycetes; Eurotiales; Aspergillaceae.
AUGGCGUCUAAACACUGGGCGCUGGAGCGCAUCGCUGAGGCAAGUCAGGAAGACUCAAGCACAGCUGGAAUAAAAUUGGGGAUCGAUUCAGCCCAGGAGAGUCACAGCUUGCCAGACCCUAACGAGAGUAGCCAGAACAAAGGAUCAAUGGCUGCCACAAGCACGCAUCAUCCCAGUGAGAACGACGCCCAGCAACCAUCCUUGGAACCUGUCCCCGAAGCACAACCAGAGACAACAGAGUUGGCUCAAGCACAUGAAGAACCACAGCCAUUGUUCUCUGCCUUCACCAAGCGCCAAAAGCUAUUUAUCGUGAUCAUGGUCUCUCUGGCAUCCUUCUUCUCUCCCCUCUCCGGUCAAAUAUACUACCCUAUCAUGCCAACCUUGGUCAAGGACUACCAACUUACUCCCGCGCUAAUCAAUCUCACCAUCACAACAUAUAUGAUUCUUCAAGGUCUGGCCCCAGUCUUUAUGGGCACAUUUGCCGAUACAGGAGGAAGAAGACCAGCUUAUAUCAUUGCCUUUGCUGUCUAUACUGCGGCCAAUAUCGGUCUGGCUCUACAGAACAGUUUUGCAGCUUUGAUGGUGCUGCGUUGUAUUCAGAGUGCAGGAAGCAGCGGCACCGUGGCCUUCGGAUAUGGCGUUAUUGCGGACAUUGCGACAACAGCCGAGCGUGGCAAGUACAUCGGUCCCAUGGCGGCAGGUGUGAUGGUUGCACCAGCUCUGGGCCCCGUUAUCGGUGGUCUUUUGGCCAAGUUCCUCGGCUGGCGAAGUGUCUUCUGGUUUCUGGUUGUCAUCAGUGGUGGGUAUUUGGUCUUCUUUAUGAUUGCCAUGCCUGAGACAGCGCGCAAGAUCGUUGGUAAUGGGGGCGAGGUGCCAACUCAGUGGUGGCGCAUGUCGGUGCUUCAAUGGAUAUCGACGCGCGUGCUGCGUUCGCAGCGAAAGUCUGAUGAAGAACAGCGUGCUAGUGAAGCUUCUCAACGAUCCGGACAACAGUCCCGACAGACGAAGCUGAAGUUCCCAAACCCACUCCAUUCUGUCGCUAUUCUUCUUGAAUGGGAUGCUCUCAUCGUCAUCUCGUACGUCGGAUUCGUGAUGUUCGCGAAUAUCGCUUUACUGACCAGCACCCCAAACCUAUUCGGCCCGCUUUAUGGACUCAAUGAGCUUCAAAUCGGUAUCUGCUUCUUACCCUUUGGCAUAAGCUCUUGCCUCGGCGCGGUUGUAUACGGCAAAGUAAUCGACUAUAGUUAUAAGCGCACAGCCGAAAAAGCCGGCCUCCCCGCGAACCGUCAGAAUGGCGAUAAUCUUCGGAAAUUCCCAAUCGAGCGUGCCCGUCUACAAACCGUUUUUCCAGCCAUGGCCGUGGGUAUUGCGGCUUUCACCCCGUAUGGUUGGGUCUUGCAGCGGGGAGUGCCCCUCGCUGUACCGCUCGUCUUGCAAUUCAUCAUUGGCUUUUGCUUCGUUGCAUCACUAAACUGUCUCAAUACCCUGCUUGUUGAUCUCUUCCCAGAUAGACCUGCUACAGCUGCGGCGGCAUGCAAUCUUGUUCGGUGCUGUCUCGGUGCUGUUGGUGCUGCGGUUAUCAAUCAGAUGCUUAGCGGAAUGGGCUGGGGCUGGUGCUUUGUCUUCCUCGGUUUGUUAAUGACUGCUGGAAUGUCCUUGCUCUGGAUUGAAUGUGUGUAUGGGAUGGGAUGGAGAGAGAAAAGGCUGCUCAAGAUUGAGCGCAAAGAGAGGGAGGAAGCGGCUGAGGCCGAUGAUCUCCCCGUCGAAGAUAAGACCAAUGAGGAGCACCGGGUUGACAAAGACACCGUUGUCCAGCAAGUUGUUGAUUCUCAACCAGAGGCUGCUGCUGAAAAUGAGACUCGCUAG